Molecule: messenger RNA, 2381 nt
Organism: Impatiens glandulifera
Lineage: Eukaryota; Viridiplantae; Streptophyta; Magnoliopsida; Ericales; Balsaminaceae
Exons: 3
Coding region: 80-2206 (708 amino acids)
Molecular function (GO): protein binding
Source: RefSeq, a predicted model, not a curated record
UUGCCCUAGUUCUUCUACUUCACACCAAAGUGGAUUUCGAAGCUGAUCUUCAAAUCAAAUCACCGAAAAUUUCUCAAAAAUGGAAUCAGAAAACGAAGAUAAUUCAUCAGAUUCGUCGUCUUCAUCGUUUCAAUUGAGACAAAUGAAGAAGAAAGCGAAGAAUGCAAAGAGGAAUGCCAAGAGGAAGGCGAGAAAGCUUCAAGAGACCAAAGCCGUCAACGAUCAUCCUGGAAUGCCGAUUAUCACCACACCAUUCACAGGAGAAAAUUACUUUAGCUGGAGUCGGAGCAUCAGAAACGCCCUUACAGAGAAAUCCAAACAGGGUUUUAUUGAUGGGUCGAUUGAACGUCCUAUUGAUGAAGAGGAUCGAGUCAGAUGGGUUGAAGAAGAUUCACUGGUACGUUCUUGGGUACUGAGUUUAUUAUCUAAAGAAAUUGUGGAAGAUUUUGUUCAUGCUGAAACCACAUUUGAGCUAUGGGAAGGACUUAAAAUUCGUUAUUACCAAGUUAAUAAUGAACAAAUCUCUUAUCAACUCCAGAAGGAUAUUAAUUCUUUGAAGCAAGGAAAUUCAACUCUAGAAAAGUAUUUUUCUCAAAUGAACAGAUUGUGGGAUGAGUUUAGUUGCUUAAACCCCCUGCCGAAAUGUGACUGCGAAAUUCGUGUUAACAAAUGCUGCAUUAUUUCUGAUCAAGUUGAAGCACAGGAUGUGAAGAAACGUCUUGCACAAUUCUUGGUGGGUCUUAAUGAUUCGUAUGAUGAUAUUAGAAGUCAGAUAUUGGAGUCGGAGACGGUGUCACUGGACAUUAACCUGGCAUAUUCAUUCUUGUUAGCAGUUCAAACCCAACGCCAGAUAAUGGAAUCUGCUAGGCCUUUUCGUGACCUGGAGUCCAAUGCUUACAAAGGAAAAGCUUUGAAUGAACAGAAAAACAGUGGAGGAAAUAGCUUCAAAUCUUCACUAGUCUGCCUUCAUUGUAACAUGACUGGUCAUCUUCGAGAAGGUUGCUUCAAACUUAUUGGUUACCCUGAGUGGUUUAAAAGAGGUAAGGAAAGAAAGGGAAGAAAUUUCUCCAACAUGACUGCAACACAUUACUGUCUGAAAGCGAAUGAACUAAACCGAGAAAAGAUGAGACUGAACCAAGAAAGGAUGACUGAAGAAGCAAUCUUCAUGGAGACGAGGAAAAUGUUACACAGUCUAUUGAAGCAGAAUCGAGAUUGCGAAGCAUCAACCAGUAAAACGAUCACAUUUGAAAAAGAAGUUGGUGAGACUCGGAACUGGCUGGAAGAACUGCCGCGCGAUGUCACAGUGGCGAUACUACAAAAGGUUGGGGUCAUGGAUAUACUGGACAAUGUCCAGCAUGUUUGUACCUCAUGGCAUGAAAUCUGUCAAGACCCUGCAUUGUGGCGGUCCAUUGAUAUGUGCAACAUCGACGAUUGCUAUGUGCCAUAUAGGAUGUUAAAGUUAACCAAGCAAGCAAUUGAUCGAAGUUGUGGCCAGUUGAUUGACAUGAACCUCGAGUAUUACUGCAAUGACGAUAUCCUCAAAUACAUUACUGACAGGAACAAUCAGUUGAGACGUCUUAAACUUGUUUCGUGCUGGGACAUUACAAAUCAUGGAUUAAGUGAAGCUGCUAAAAUGAUGCCAUCCAUGGAAGAACUCCAUCUUCAUUUUGGGAAGAUCACUGAAGUAGGUCUUGAAAAUGUUGGGCGCAGCUGCCCGGGACUGAAAUCACUCACACAUAAUCGACAUAAUCGACAAAGGGCCCUUACAAUAUUGGAGUCUGAUGAUGAUUAUUCUGAUCCCGAUUCUGACGAGGGGUAUAAUUCUGAUCCAAAUUCCGAAGCACUUGCUAUCUCAAGAACCAUGCCUCAGUUGCGUCACCUUAGCCUUGUUGGGAAUUCCAUGACUAACACAGGUCUGCAAGCCAUUAUAGAUUCUUGCCCUCAUCUUGAAUCACUUGAUCUUAGGAGGUGCUUUAAAGUUGACCUGUCUGGUGAGCUGGGUAAAAAAUGUUCUUCUAUAAAGACAUUCCACCACCCCAAUGAGUUUAUUGUUGAUUAUGAUGAUGAAUCAACAUCUUGUGAGAGAGGUCUAUUCUACGAUCUCUAUGAUGAUUAUAGUGAUGGAUUUUCAGGCUUCUGUCUCGAUUCGGAUGAGGAUGAUGAAUACAACUAUUACCCCUCAAAUGACUAUGAGGACUUUUAUUAAUUUCUCUCAUAAAAGGCAAAAUAACUCGAACAUUUGACAUAUGUUUCAUGUCGUCUUUUUGUCUUUUCUUUAGACGCAUAACUGGGAUUUUGACAUAUGUUUCAUGUCAUCUUUUUGUCUUUACUUUAGGCGCACAACUGGGAUAUUGACGUUUCUAAGUUUUUUUAUACUGAAA